CCCGGCGACGGCCUUUUGGACUCGGGAAGGGCGUGCGAUCUGCGGCCCCAAUUCGUUUCUGCGAUCUGCGGUCAUCGGAAUCUGGUGGACCGAAGUCAUCCGCUCCUGUGGCAGAAGGUUUUGUUCUCGAUGGGUAGCGCGGAGCUGACGACCGAGGAGGUUCUCAAGAUGGACAUACCAUGGGAAACUUAUAUGACUACAAAGCUCAUUACAGGAACACAUCUUCAGCUACUAAGGCGCUAUGAUAAAAAAUCUGAAAGCCAAAGAGCUGCUUUGCUUGAUGAUGAUGGACCAGCUUAUGUAGCGGUCUUCAUAAACAUUUUGCGUGACAUUUCUAAGGAAGAAACAGUCGAGUAUGUGCUUGCUCUCAUUGACGAAAUGCUCACAGCAAAUCCGAAACGAGCUAGACUUUUUCAUGACAAAUCACUAUCAAACGAAGAUACUUAUCAGCCUUUCUUAAGAUGGCUUCAGGAAGGCAAUUGGUUCAUACAAGAGAAGAGUUGUAAGAUACUGACACUUAUAGUAAGUGCUCGUCCUAAAGGUCAGCAUGGCCUUGUUUCAAAUGGAGAAUCUUCACAUUCUAAGAGCAAAAUCUCAGCUAUUGAUGCUGUUCUAGAAGGCCUACUUGAUUGGCUCUGUUUACAGCUGAAGGCCCCAACUCACCCCAAUCGUUCUGUGCCAUUGGCUGUAAGUUGCCUAGCCACUUUGCUAAGAGAACGCUUUGUCAGGGUUUCAUUUGUACAAGCAGAUGGUGUUAAAUUGCUAAUUCCUUUGAUUUCCCCAGCAUCAACUCAGCAGUCCAUUCAGCUGCUUUAUGAAACUUGCCUUUGUAUUUGGCUCUUGUCCUAUUAUGAUGCAGCAAUUGAUUACUUGGCCACUACUAGGGUAAUGCCAAGGCUGGUCGACGUUGUAAAAGGUUCAACAAAGGAAAAGGUUGUGAGGGUCAUUGUAUUGACUUUGCGCAAUUUGUUACCGAAGGCAGCAUGUGGGGCCCAAAUGAUUGACCUCGGAUUGCCGCAAAUUGUUCAGUCUCUAAAAGCUCAGGCCUGGAGUGAUGAGGAUUUAUUGGAAGCAUUGAAUCAGCUAGAAGAUGGACUGAAGGAACACAUUAAAACUUUAAGUUCCUUUGAUAAAUAUAAGCAGGAAGUCCUUCUCGGUCAUCUUGACUGGUAUCCUAUGCACAAGGAUCCAGGAUUCUGGCGUGAAAAUAUUACAAAUUUUGAAGAAAAUGAUUUCCAGAUCCUGCGUGUCCUCAUCACAAUCCUCGACACCUCCGGUGAUCCAACAGCACUUGCUGUUGCAUGCUACGAUUUGUCUCAAUUUAUCCAGUACCACCCUGCUGGAAGAAUCAUCGUGUCAGACCUGAAGGCCAAGGACCGGGUAAUGAAGCUCAUGAAUCAUGAAAAUGCUGAUGUGACCAAGAAUGCUCUUCUCUGCAUCCAGAGGCUUUUCCUUGGUGCCAAAUAUGCUAGCUUCUUACAGUCUUAAGUCAGUGUUGUUCCCAGUGGGACCCAAUCUCUGGUACCAUAUAAAAUGCUCCCCUUACAUUUGGCGAUUCUGUUUGUGUUCAAAAGCCAUCUGAAACAUUGUGGUAGAGUUGAGGUUUUAGAUACCAACCCAAUACUGGUUUGGUAACCUAUCGAAUCAUCGCAUUAAUAUAAAUGAUGGUAUGUUGUUCUGUACCAUAACCACUAUCAUUAAAUAAAAUAAUAAAAAAUGAACUGAUGUGUACCGGUAUGAUCUAUACCGGUUUUGAUUGCAGGGCCUUGAAUGUUGUUACUUUCGUUGAGGUGACCUGUAUCCUGUAAAAGUUCAUAACUAUUUCUGGCACCCGUAUUGAGGGCCUGAAUUAAUUUAUUUAAUUAUGUGCUUGAAUUUUUA
Molecule: messenger RNA, 1881 nt
Organism: Musa acuminata subsp. malaccensis (wild Malaysian banana)
Lineage: Eukaryota; Viridiplantae; Streptophyta; Magnoliopsida; Zingiberales; Musaceae
Source: RefSeq, a predicted model, not a curated record